This is a messenger RNA of Zophobas morio, 4053 nucleotides long. Its product is annotated as midasin-like. Gene Ontology annotation, cellular component: nucleus; preribosome, large subunit precursor. The record is from RefSeq and is a predicted model, not a curated record. NCBI's taxonomy places the organism in Eukaryota, Metazoa, Arthropoda, Insecta, Coleoptera, Tenebrionidae. Gene Ontology annotation, molecular function: ATP binding; ATP hydrolysis activity. The transcript is spliced from 37 exons. Gene Ontology annotation, biological process: ribosomal large subunit export from nucleus; ribosomal large subunit assembly.
AUGAAUUACAACGAAGCCUCUCCUAACGCCCUCGAUAGCCAGAAAGAUGAUUUUGUUAAGACACUCUCAGCUCAGAAGCAUUUGAGGCUAAUGGCUCUCUCGUUGUCCGCCUCCGUCCCCUUGCUUCUUGAAGGCCCAAUGGGGUGCGGGAAAACUUCACUGGUCGCCUCGCUGGCGCGCGCCACCGGAAACUACCCGCAACUUUUAAAAAUACAUUUGUGUGAGCAAACAGAUGUCAAAGCUCUUCUGGGCACGUAUGUGUGCACCGAUGUUCCUGGACAAUUCCGAUGGCAACCGGGAGUUCUCACGCAGGCAGUGCUGGCCGGGCAGUGGCUACUUGUUGAGGACAUCAGCAUGGCCCCCAUGGACGUUCUCUCGAUACUAUCAACUCUCUUGGAAAGACGCGAGUUGCAUAUAUCGGAGAGGGGCGAAGUUCUCAAGGCGUCUAAUGGCUUUCAACUUUUUGCUACUCAGUCUACUCAGACUGGCCUUAGAUUUCAACAAGAGACCACUUUUCUGGAUAAUCUCUGGACUAAAAUAUAUAUUCCUCCUAUUGUAGGGGAGGAAGUAGCCGAAAUUCUAAAGGAAAGGCACCCCAAACUGGCCCCCUUCGUCGGAAAACUAAUGCUCGUUUAUCAAGAAUUCUGUUGCUUCACAAAGUCUACGGAGAAUUCACGGACGUACCAUGCGAGGGAUUUUUUUAAAUGGUGCUCGAGAAUCGAACAGUUUGCGCAUGACGGAGCUGUAGACACCACUUGCGUCUCUUUCUCCCUCGUGAAGGAGUUCACCUACGUCGAGGCUUUGGACGUCUUUUGCGCUGCCAUCCCCGAUAGGAGUUACAGAAGACGCAUUUCGAAUAGACUCGGCGAAUUACUAGAGUUGCUUCCGCAUCGAAUUGAGUAUUUUUUGGAUAUUUAUAAACCUCAAGUAGAAGUAGAAAACACGCAGAUUUUACGGAUUGGCUCUGUUGCACUCCCCGCAACUACCUACGAAAAUGGGCUUUCUGUUUUUACGUUUACCAGACUAUCCAGUUGUUAUUUGGAGUCCCUAUUAAAGUGUAUUACUCGGAAAGAGCCGGUCUUAUUAGUGGGAGAAACUGGUACUGGAAAAACAACGCUUGUACAAAAACUUGCUCUCCUGCAUGGCGUUAAACUCACGGUUAUUAAUAUGAGUCAGCAGUCGGACAUUUCCGACCUUCUCGGAGGAUAUAAACCUGUUGAUGUGCGAAAGCUAGCAUGCCCUCUCACGGAAGAGUUUCAGGAUUUGUUUAACCAAACAUUCUCUCAAAAAACAAACACUAGAUUUAUUCAGGAGGUACGGAGAGCUUAUAACAAAAGUAACUGGAAGAGAUUAAUACUUUUGUUUCAAUCUGCUCAAGCCAAAGUCGAGGAAAAAAUAGAAAACGUGGAACAGCAAAAGUUACGUCCGGAGCUACGCCAAAGAUGGCGCUUCUUCUUUAGAAAUCUGGGACGAUUUGCCAAACAAAGAGCACAGGUCGAGAAUGGCGUGGUCUUUGACUUUGUCGAAGGCGCAUUGGUCGAAGCCCUUCGGUGUGGAGGUUGGGUCCUCUUGGAUGAACUGAACUUGGCCUCCUCUGCGGUUUUGGAGUGUUUGAACGGAUUGCUUGAGAACGAUGAUGGAUCGUUAAUAUUAACCGAACGCGGAGACACACAACCGCUUAACCGACACCCAGCUUUUCGUAUAUUUGGAUGCAUGAAUCCGGCCACCGACGUCGGCAAAAGAGAGAUCCCACCCGCCAUUCGCGGCCGCAUGACCGAGUUUUAUAUUGAAGAACCCCACCAUUGUGACGACUUAAAAAUGUUGAUUCGGGAAUAUCUAAGUGCCGUUUUUAGCCCACCAGAUCAUGUGGUAAGUGACAUAGCGGAGUUCUACAGGAAAGCCCAUCAGCAGGCCUCGGAGUUUCUCUGCGAACUAGUUGAACAUUUUUGGCUCAAACUGGGCCCUGAACGGGUUUUGUCACACGAAGAGUGCAAGUAUAUACUAACGGCUUCUGUCCGGGAAAAUUUGCGCCGACUGUCCAGAGUUCUGAUCGCUCGACAAUACCCCAUCCUGCUGCAGGGGCCCACCUCGAGCGGGAAGACGAGCAUGGUCGAGUACAUUGCUAAGCGCACUGGCCAUAAGUUUGUUCGAAUUAACAAUCACGAGCAUACCGAUCUUCAGGAGUAUAUGGGGUCUUACAUUACGGAUCCUACGGGAAGAUUGGUUUUUCAGGAGGGGCUUCUCGUGCAGGCUCUUCGCCAUGGCCACUGGAUUGUCCUCGAUGAGCUUAAUCUGGCACCAACUGAUGUUCUUGAGGCCUUAAAUCGAUUAUUGGACGAUAACAGAGAGCUUUUUCUACCGGAAACGCAAGAAGUUUUAAAGGCGCAUCCGGACUUUCAGUUGUUUGCCACUCAGAAUCCACCUGGCAUUUACGGCGGGAGAAAGUUACUUUCCCGCGCCUUUCGAAAUCGCUUUGUUGAGUUGCACUUUGAUGCUAUCCCCGAAGAGGAACUGGCAACGAUCCUUGAGAAGAGAUGCGCCAUUCCCCCGUCCUACUGCGCCAAAAUCAUCAGCGUUGUCACGCAUUUGCAGAAAGUUCGUCAGGGGACCCGUCUGUUCUCUGGCAAGCACGGAUUUGUUACACUGAGGGACUUGUUUCGGUGGUGCGAAAGAGAGUGCGAUAGCCUUCAGUCAUUAGCUAUUAAUGGUUACAUGCUUUUAGCUGAAAAAGUAAGAAGAGCAGAAGAAAAGUCGCUUGUGGUCGAACUUUUACAGAAGCACAUCAAUGUUAAACUUGACGCGGAGUGAAUUUUAGUAAAUUAUUAUAAUCCAGAAACAUUAAAUCCUCUUCCGCCAUUGUUUGGGUCGAUUGUUUGGACUCGAGCAAUGAAGCGGCUCUUCGUUCUUUCCGAGCGAAGCUUUCGCUACUGUCAGCCUCUUCUGCUUGUGGGCGAAACUGGCUUUGGCAAGACGCUCGUAUGCCAACUUAUUUCCUUCUUGCGCGGGCAAAAAUUGCAUGUGGUCAACUGCCACCAGCACACGGAAACUUCGGACUUCAUUGGAAGUCUUCGCCCGCUUCGUUCUGAGGGGGACAUUGAAGCCGUUAAUGAGACAGAAAAAGCAGCUUCAUUGGCGUUUACUUGGUGCGACGGGCCACUUGUGCAAGCGAUGAAGAACGGGGACGUGUUACUUCUCGACGAGAUAUCCCUUGCGGACGAUUCUGUUAUUGAGCGACUGAACAGUGUGCUGGAAAAACAGCGAACAUUGACUCUGGCAGAGAAGAGCUCAAAGGAGACUGAAGUGAUUCGAGCGCACGCGGACUUUCGCAUAGUGGCGACGAUGAAUCCCGGCGGUGAUUUCGGCAAGAAGGAGUUAUCGGCAGCCCUUAGAAAUCGCUUUGUUGAAGUUUGGGUUCCUGCCGUUACCGAUACAGACGAUCUUCUGAAGAUCAGUGAACAUAUGCUUUCUUUCGAGGAAUUAUGCCCUUUAGCCGAACUCAUGUUGCGAUUCGUGGAAUGGUUUCGCAGAACCGAAUGCCCAAAAUUGGUCAUCAGUCUACGGGAUAUUGUCUCGUGGACUUCUUUUAUGAAUCAACGAUUUGCUCUAGGCGUCUCCCCCGCCCAGUGCUACAUUCAUGGCGCCUCACUAGUCAUCUUGGACGCUGUUGGGACUCAGGCUGUACCCGUCAGUGAUACGGGUGCCGCUAAGAAAAGGGCGAUCAAGUUUCUUCAGAACCAAUUAAAGACACUUUCUAUCGACUUCGUUGACGCCACUGAAUCGGAGGCCGCAGUGUUUCAGUACUCUUCUUCGGAUAAUAACGAAGUUUUCUGCGUCUCUGGUUAUUCCAUUCCUUGUGGCCCUUUAAAAAGAGACGGAGAUCAGUCAUUUUUUUUUGAGACUCCCACUACUGCUCUAAAUGCAUUGAGAGUCGCAAGGGGUAUGGUGCUUUCGAAAGCCCUCUUGCUAGAGGGUAGCCCUGGCGCAGGAAAGACAAGGUCAUUAGUCGUUCACGCUUUGCUCUUUAUACAAACAUUUUACUACUUGUUAGCUUGA